AUGGCACAUGUUACAGUUCCUGUCAUGCUGAUACUAAGCCUUUUCCAGUGUAAGAUGCUGCUUUCCACUAGCCUGACAAGCAGACAACCAAAUGUAGUGGAUGCACUUUGGCUACAUAAUGAUCUACGCAUUGCUAAACAUGAGUCUAGAAUUAUUCUGUUUUGGAACAAUAAUCUGACAGAAGAAGAAACAGAUAUAUACAAUGUGAAGUAUAUUUUGAGUUAUAAAUUCUUCAAUUCUGCUCAUGAAAAGAAAGAAAGACUGAAGAAGAAGGAAAAGAUAAUACAUCUUGAGUUAAAUUCUGGUUUUAGUGCUAAAGUUAAAACACUACUUUUUGAAAAAGGAACAGGAGACCUAAUUAAGGAGAGUAGCUGGACUGAAUUUACUUAUAAGGCACCUCCAGUGUAUGUUCAGAAUCUUUCAUGCAUCAUAUAUAACAUUUCUUUUUUCAAUUGCACCUGGCAUAUUAAAGCAGAAGCUCCUGAAGAUCUCCAGUUUUUUUUUUCAUAUAGACAUGUAAGAAAAGAUUUUGAAUGUCAGCGAUAUAUAAAAAAUGCAAGGGAGAAAAAUAUUGGAUGCCACAUGAAAGAAAUAUAUUUCAAACCAUCAAGAAAAAUCAAUUUAAACAUAUCUGUAAGAGAUCUGAGAAAUGAUUCAAGGAGACAGUCUUAUUAUAAAGCUUUUAUACCUCAGACAAUAGAGAAAUUGAAUCCUCCAGUCAACGUCUCAAUUUCCAUUGAAAACAGAAGUAUUAAAAUUCACUGGAAACCCCCACCUACUAUUGGUUCUGCAAAUAGCAAGUGCUUUAUGUAUCAAGUGAAAAUUACAGAUCGUAAGCCUGUAGAUGUCUCCGAAGAGAAAUAUGAGUAUCCUUUCCAUAAGCCACCAUACAAAUGUGCGGCACAAGUGAGGGCAAAGAAAGAGCUAUGCAUAACAAACAAGAUUUGGAGUGAAUGGAGUGAUCCAGUGUUUAUUGAUGAUGAAAAGACAGUGGACAUCACAAUGCUUAUCCUCAUCUUGUCUUCCCUUCUGAUUUUCUUUGGUUGUUUGCUGACACGUGCAUGUCGAAGGUACAGAUGCCUUGAAGCUAUAAGCACGCCUAUUCCACAGGCUUCAGAUAGAUUCAAAACUUGGUUAGCUGCAGAAGAGACUCACCACCAGAAACAGAUCUCAAUGCAAAUGGAAAUGCACUCAGAGACUGUGCUGGAAUUUCCAGAAGAAAACUGA
Molecule: messenger RNA, 1227 nt
Organism: Rhea pennata
Lineage: Eukaryota; Metazoa; Chordata; Aves; Rheiformes; Rheidae
Product: interleukin-5 receptor subunit alpha-like
Exons: 10
Coding region: 1-1227 (408 amino acids)
Biological process (GO): cytokine-mediated signaling pathway
Cellular component (GO): external side of plasma membrane
Molecular function (GO): cytokine receptor activity; protein binding
Source: RefSeq, a predicted model, not a curated record